AUGUGCGGACCAAUGUUUAGAUAUGACAAACUCAACGUCAAGUUAUAUAUAGUAAUUACCAUGACUGCACCGACUGUUUACAGUGCCUACAUGAUUAAGAUAUGUUAUGAUGAAGUGGUUGUCAAUCAAGAGAUGUGAGUUACUUUUACAUUACUUUUUGGUUUUAAUAUUGAGCUUUUGAAACACUAUGUACCAUUACUGCAUUCGGCUUGAACUUGCUGAUUAGUGUGCAUAAACAACAAUAUAAAGGUUUGAAACAGUACAUACAAUUGUAAAUAGAGAUUACUCUAAAAUAAGAUGAUUUUUACCUGUUUCUUUUGUUACAGUAGUCACAAGAACAUACUCAAGUAAAAAAUACCUACUUUUAGGCUUGUAGUAGGCAUGGUAGCCGAAAUCUUUAUAAACAAAGCCAACAAUGCUUGGCACGCAGCUCAAGCGAUCAUAUACUUAGUUACCAUCAUCGUAUACUGUCUUCUAUGGAUAGUUGUGGCCAAGAAAGGUGUCGGUAAAACCUCAAAGAAACUGAUAAAGUCUCUGAGUUUGAUAAUGGUAACAUUAGUAAUCAGCUGGCUGUUUGUUGGUGCUUUUACUGCAGUGCAUGAUAGUAUAGUGACUGAGACUACGCCUUUUGAUACCUACUUUUACCACAUAAACUUGGGGGUGUUUAUUAACAUUGGCGUGGCUUCUAACUAUUUUAUUUAUUUUAUUUUUAAGUAAGUUUUGCUUUUGAUAACUAAUCUUGUCAAUGUUCCAAUGUGAAGAUAUUCGAAUGUUUUAGUUAUUAAAGUAUAAAGUUCUUUGUUAACCAUCUUCUCCCCUUCCCUUACGUACUGUAGCCCAGUAUACUUUGCGAAAUACGAAAGACCUUUGUUUUUACUAUGUAAAACAAGGAAUUAUCUUACCAUGCAUUAUAAAUACCAAAAAAAACAAUUAAAAAUAGGUUUUACAUUACACAGUAAAAUGCGUCAAUUGUGCCUCAUUUCAGUGAAGAAUAUCGCCGAGCCUUCACAGAACAGCUUUACAUAAUUACGUUUCGACCCAUCGCCAAAGGGGCAUGGGAAACGACCAGAGUCACAUCGAAACUUCACACUUCCAAUAGUAUUAAUACCGCUACAGUGCAUUAACAGAGUAAACUACACUGUAUUGGAAAGCCAUAGAGUCAUAACAUGUUUAUAUGAUAACUUAAUAUAAUUUUUUUAUAAUAACUGUCAUUUUCAUAUUUUAGUAUUAUAUAUGAGUGCCACUUUAUUAUUGUAGAGAACAUCUCCAGUCUAUUUACGUGCUUUAAAAUUACAGUGUAGUAAAAAUAGGUCAUAAUUAAAACUGAGAGUGUUUACACAGUAAAAGUGCUGAUUAUCAACGUUAUACUAUGACAAGAUGUUGUUUGUCAAGUCAUAGUACUAUAUUGUACAGUGUUUAGAAGGCUUGUCUUACAGUCAAUUAUAGUUAAAUAAAAUUGAAUUAGGUAGGCUAAUGCCAUUUCCUUGGCUUUAUGACUUUUCGCCUUCUGGAACUAAAUAAACUUACAUAUAUAUUUUAUACAUAUAUUUCCUUAUAUAUAUGUAUUAUAUAUUCAGUAUAUCUUAUAAGUUGAUUCAUUAACUGAUACUGAUAUGGUUGCUGAAAGGCUAGAUCCUUAUAACUUAUCAAUCGCUCCAGGGCUAUUUUUGACAUUUCUAUUGACUGUCAUUGGCAUUUUUGGCAAUGUCAACAUUGUUUGGGCUACUAUUAGAAAAAGGUAAAUUUUGAAGUCCACCCUCUAGGCCGGCUCUAUAACUUGUUAGACCAAAUUAAGCUGAGAAAAAAUAAAAACUGCCCGGGCCUAAAGCUUGGGCUGGGGCCUAAGCCGAGCUUCAAAAGUAGGUCCGACCCUUUUUUCAUCCCUACUCAAAAGCCACAUUCAAAAGUUCCCUCGCCUUAUCUCCAAAUUACAUUUCAGACGCCUCCAACACCCAUGCAAUGUUAUCAUAGCCCUGACUGCUCUCACAGAUAUUCUCCAUCAAGCUGCUCACGUUGUCUUUGCUUACUUUUACUUCUCAGGCAAUCCCUAUCGUUCCAAAACGUUCUGUUUUCAAAUCCUUGCUACUUCUGCUUUCAAUGCCUUUUUUGGUGCGUUUUUGGUACUUUCGAUUGGAAUCGACCGGUUGUUUUGCGUACUAAUACCUAAUCAGUAAGCUUAUUUUUUUACUUUUAUCAAAUGUGACAUAUUUUAAUCGAUUUUUAUCAAUUCAAACAAAAAUUUAUAUUAAAAUUACAAUUUUUAGAUACAACAAGGUGAAUCUGAAGUUAUAUUGGUUUGUGACAUUACUGCCUCCCACACUAUACAGCAUCCGUUUACUGUUGUCAUGUUACGAAAAAGUUAAAGAAGACAGAGAACGGUAUGUUGUGAAAUAUGUACAAUAAUGUAAACCUUAAAAGACAUGUAAUUUUCCUAGUGUUUAGGCACUUCGAAAAUAAAAUACAGUUUAAAAUGUUAUACUAUAACCAAAAAACAAAGUACAGUGUCAAAACAUGUUACCUACAGGUUCAUUUUAAGGUACAAGACAUAAAAUGACAUAUUAUAAUCUAUAUUAAACUUUACACUUUACAUAUAACCCUUUUCCAAGAACAGCCAAACAGAAACGUCGCUUUUGUCACAACAAUAACCUUUGACAUAUUUCAGACCAACAAUCAUGAUGAUAGCUGAACUGUUCGUAGGCGUAUCAGAUGUCUACAGAAGCCAGGCUGUAGUGUAUCUAGCAGCCAUCAUUGUAUACAGUACGCUAUGGAUCACUGUAUCUAAAAAGAAGAUACGAACGUCUUCAAAGACGCUCAUAAAGUCAUUGAGUGUCAUCAUGAUGACAUUGCUGAUUGGCUGGGUGUUUGUGGGUAUAUUCCACUCGUUUUACUUUAAACUGCAUCCAGUGAUAACACCGAAUGAGGCCUUUAAUUUGCAUAUGAACAUGGGAUGGUUGAUCAAUGUUGGGGUAGCUGCCAACUACCCCAUUUACUUUGUUUUUAAGUAAGUUAUAUAUAGUUUUUUUAAUAAAUUAAACGGCUCUGAUAAAUAAUCUUUAGUGGCUCUAAUAUACUGCCCGAAACUAAAAAACGAAGUCUCGUUAUUAUAUAAAGUUUUAAACAAUUUUAAAAAAACUUUCAGCAACGAAUAUCGUACAGCUUUCAUUGGUCAACUGAGCAUAUUGACCUGCGGGCAAUGGAAGCCAGGCAGACGAAAGAUAACUUUCUUGCAAAUGUCCUCGAAUACUGGUUUUUGA
This is a messenger RNA of Bursaphelenchus okinawaensis, 3254 nucleotides long. The record is from the annotation of a GenBank genome assembly. NCBI's taxonomy places the organism in Eukaryota, Metazoa, Nematoda, Chromadorea, Rhabditida, Aphelenchoididae.